Molecule: messenger RNA, 946 nt
Organism: Tricharina praecox
Lineage: Eukaryota; Fungi; Ascomycota; Pezizomycetes; Pezizales; Pyronemataceae
Product: ERG2/sigma1 receptor-like protein
Exons: 2
Coding region: 179-817 (212 amino acids)
Biological process (GO): ergosterol biosynthetic process
Cellular component (GO): endoplasmic reticulum
Source: RefSeq, a predicted model, not a curated record
CAAGUUCCCAACAACCGCGUGGGCACGUUGCCGCCAAGCCACACGCUAUGUUCAUUGCAACCAUCCCAUAAAACUUUAAAACUUUCCCGUAUUCCUCCCCUUUUCUUCGCACCAUCCAACAACAAUCGCCUCGACAGUAGAAGAAAUCUCACGACACCCACACACACACACACACACAAUGCGGACACUCUACAUUAUCGGGCUGCUGGUGCCGCUGAUCUGCUACCUGAUGGACUCGUCGUUGCCGAAAUUCUACAUCUUCGACCCCGUCAAGCUCCAGGAACUCUCGAAAGAGUCCAUCGCCGCCGGAGCCGGAAAUGCCACCAUUGUGCUGCACCAUCUCGUCGACGCGUUGCAGCAGGAAUACGGCAUCACUCACGUCAACGGCAUCGAGAAGGACAAGUGGUUCUUCAACAACGCCGGCGGAGCAAUGGGCGCCAUGAUCAUCCUCCACGCCUCAGUGACCGAGUACCUGAUCCUGUUCGGCACGCCGCUCGGCACCGAGGGCCACUCGGGCCUGCACCUCGCCCACGACUACUUCACCAUUCUCUCGGGCGAGCAGCAGCGCUUCAAGCCCGGCGAGAUCGAGCCGUCCGUCUACCGUCCCGGCGACCAGAACUACCUUCCCCGCGGCGAGGCGACCCAGUACGUCCUCAACGGCUGGGCGCUGGAGCUCGCGCAGGGUUGGAUCCCCAGCAUGCUCCCGUUCGGCUUCCUCGAUACCUUCACUAGCACCCUCGACCUCCCCAACCUGUGGAAGACCGUGUAUCUCACCGGUGUCAACAUGGUUGGGCAGUUGAUGCUUGGAAAGUUCUAGGCAUGGGUGUUGUGCAGUAGAUAUGGUUGGACGGGAGGAGGUUACGAGAUGGACGUUGAUUAUAAUACCCGGCGUGUGUGUAUUUGUGUAAUGUAAUGUCAUGUCACGGAAUGAAUAUAUGAUGUGUGC